Molecule: messenger RNA, 735 nt
Organism: Closterium sp. Yama58-4
Lineage: Eukaryota; Viridiplantae; Streptophyta; Zygnematophyceae; Desmidiales; Closteriaceae
Source: the annotation of a GenBank genome assembly
AUGGCCCACCCCGUCCGUUGCCGCAGUGGUGCAGGGCGAAAGCCCAAGUGGCCGUUCAUGGAGAAAGCGGUCUACCGAAAGUUCCUUUCCCAUCGCGGGAAAGGACUUCCGAUGCGCGUGCUCGACUCCUACCCCCCGAAUCUCAUAGUGAACGCAGAUCAAACUCCUCUGUUCCUCGAGAUGCCUGCCGAGCGCACCCUCGAGAUGACAGGAGCGCAUACCGUGCAUGUGCACACCGCGAGCUACGAAAAGGAGCGCCUCACCGUCAUGCUGGUGGUGACAGCGGGCGGAUUGAAGCUCCCUCCCUUCGUCGUCUUCAAACGGAAGACGCUGCCGCAAAUCCCCGUGCCCCGAGACGCGGCGGAGGUGGAGGUGCUGGAGGAUGUGUGCGAGGAGGAGCUGGACGAGCUCAUCCCCAACCCCUUCUACCCUGACCCUGCUGCCGCUGCUGAGAAAGACGGCGCUGCUGCCGUGGCAGAAGCUGGAGAGGGAGGGUGGACGGGUGAGGACUCUGAGGAGGAUGCCGACUACGAGGUCGAUGAGGAGGAGAUUGAGGAUUCCUCGGACGAUGAGGAGAGUGAGAAGUCCUCGGACAAUGAGGAGAGUGAGGAGGAGGGUGAGGCUGAGGAGGUGGGAGUUGGACAGGAAUGGGAUGAUGAUGACGAGUGGUGGGCAGAAGGGCGAUAUGACGGGGAGGAGGCGGAUGUAUGGGUUGCUGGGCAGGACGAUGAGUAG